Messenger RNA from Limulus polyphemus (Atlantic horseshoe crab), 5875 nucleotides. Its product is annotated as KIF1-binding protein homolog. NCBI's taxonomy places the organism in Eukaryota, Metazoa, Arthropoda, Merostomata, Xiphosura, Limulidae. The record is from RefSeq and is a predicted model, not a curated record. The coding region runs from base 153 to 1670 and encodes 505 amino acids. The transcript has 2 exons.
AUAUUGAGGAAUUAAAUUUCAGUGAUUGAUAUAUCACAGCUACAGUACAUUUACAAAAAAAGUGGUAUUACUUAUAAAACAAAGGAAGUUUUUUAAAAUUCAGAAAGUCAUUCAAAUAUUCAAGUUUUUUGAACAACAGAUAUCGUCUGAUUAUGGAGUUAGAAGGCAUUUCCAUGCAGUGGCUAGAGGACUCUAAAAGAAAAUAUAUGGAAGCUCGGAGACUAAUAGACGAAGAAAGCUUGAGAGACCCGGUGUCAGAACCUUACAAGUCUAAGUAUGCUGCGAAAGAAAUACUUUCUAGCUUGAAAAAUGACAUAGAAGGCUUUUUCAAACACGAUGUUUCCAAAAUAAAUGAUACAUUUGAAGUUAAAGGGAAAUCAUCCAGAGCUGCUUUAUUAUAUGCAUUGAUCCACUUUGAUCUUGGUGUGUUAGCAGUUGAUACUGAAGAACUGAAUGUUGGAGAGGAGUAUCUUGAAAAAUGUACAAACCUUCUAAGGCAAUUUUCACAAAGCCACGAAACAGUAUUAAUAUUUGUUUCCUCAUUGAACAGUCUAAGUGUCCUAUGGGCUGGAAGAAAUGAACAGAAUAAAGCUUGUGAGUAUUUGAAAGAAGCAGAGCAAGUCUUUUCAAAUUAUAAAAAAGAGAAUAAAGCCUUACCAGCGGACUUUAGUGAUCUUUUCCAGCCUGAGCUUAAAGGAAGCAGAGAGGGCGAGUUUAAAAUUGAAAAAGCUCAUACUCUGACACUAAUUAAAAGAAGGAGACCAUACUUUGCCCAACAUCGAUACUCUUCACAGGACUUUGUUUCAGAUAAACAUGGUGAUCUUGCAACAACCAAUACAUUAAAGAGCGACUACAAAACCAAAAUUAAUAAAACUCAUUCUCAAGAUCAACCAUACUUAUUGUUUCACAAUCAAGAAGUUUUUGAGUAUGAAAAAGACAUUCCUUAUAGUCAUGUUUUUAAUUUUGAAGAAGCACGGCUUGUUUUUCUUAAUGCCCAGAAGUGGCUGAAUGAAGCCAAAGGCUAUUAUACAAUAGAAGACCAUGCUAGUGACUAUGUCCAGGUAAUACAAGAAAUGAGCAAGCUAUUUAAAAGUCUCUCAGUUUUUGAGUUGUCUCCAGAACGUCAGUGCAGGAUGCACAAACGACGGAUUGAUAUGUUGGAAGAAUGUUUGAAAGCUUUAAAUCCUCAAUACUAUUUGCUGGUUUGUCGGCAGUUAAUGUUUGAACUUGGAGAAACAUAUUCAGAAAUGAUGGACAUAAAGCUGCAGUUGUUUACUUCACACUGUAGCGCUAGCAGUGAAUCUCAUGCUAUAAAGAAGAUAAAUUAUUUGGGAGAAAAAGCUAUUGAACAUUUUAAAAGUUUCAUUAGUACUCUUAAUGGUUCUGACCAGAAAUUACCUGAAUCACUUGCAGAUGAUGUUGUAAGGCCAGCACUAAUUGCUCACUUUUAUCUUGGACGACUGUACUCUAAACUUGUUUUCAUGGAUCAAGAUGAACAGCUGGAAGCACUUUCUAAUAGCGAAACCAACUAUAAAUUAAUUGUUGAUUAUGUGAAAAGAAAUCCUUCACACAGAGAUGUUGUUUCACAAGAAAUUCAUGCAAUAGAAGAGAUGUUACAGCUUAUUCCAGGAAAAAUGCAAAAUAUCAUGAGCACCACCCUUUAUCCUUAAUUUCCAAACAAAUGAACCAGAGAAGUUUCCAGUACAUUAUUGGUGAUGUUUAACUUUAUUACAGAAAACUGGUAACAGACUAAAUGGUAGUAUUUAUUUAGUAAUUGUGUAAUGAAUAUAUCUGAAAGUAGUUUUAGUCAUUAGGAGCAGACACCUUGUACAAAAGAUAGUAAUUUAGACCAUAUACACCAAAACACCUAAACUGUGCCAUUUAAUACAGAAUUAUGAUUUGUUCACGUGUGAAUUAGAAACUGUUCAGUAGGAAAAUUAACCUGUUUUUUAUCUUAUUUUUGCAGGGAUUGUUGUAUUUGUUAGAAAGUUUUCAUGAAUGUAGUUACUUCCACCAUUUAAAACUUAUUUUACUGGUAUUAAAUGAUUUGAAUAUUUUCUUUAAUCAGGUAAGAUUAAUAUUUAAAUAUAUGAAGACUGUAAAAUUUCAUCACUCUUAUGAAUAUUAGUUAUUCCUAACAAUAAUCUUAAACAUUUUUUUUAAGGGAUGACAGAUGGUUUUCUAAAAUCAGUAUUGUGAAGUAAAGUACUUUGGGAUGUUUUCAAAGUUUGUCAAAUACGUGCUUUUUUUUGUUACUUUAGACUUAAAAAUAAUGUAUGGCAACAGAAGUACGAUGUACAAAAUGCCGAUGGAUGAUGUGGUUACCUAUAAUUGUUACUUCUUAUCCUAUAAGCUAUUAAUUUCCAGUGCUUUUAUCCAUACCAUAUGUUUUGGCUAUUUCAAUUAACGUAAUGCCCAGUUUUUAUUCUGUAGAGCUGAUAAACAUGAGAAAAAGAAAAAGUUCCAACACUAGGUUGCUUAUAGCAAUAUACAUAGAAGCUCAUAAUUAUUUUGGUUCUGAAAGAUAAACUAUAUUCACUAAAUAAUAGCUAUUUUAUUAAAAAAGUUUAUGAAAUAUUUGUCAUUUUUCAAAAUUUAAUCAUAUAUAAAUUUACCAGCAAUUCAUUCUAGUGUUUUUUUCUUUUAACACAAUAUUGUUAUUGCAGGUUUCAUAAUGUACAGUCAUUUUAUGAAAACCUCUGGAACUUUUCUAUAUGGAUCAUAUCACAUCUGCAUCAGGUUUUUUGUAUUGAGUUUGUAUUGUAUUAAGUAUUUCUUCAUAUUUGGGACACUUAAAAUAGUAAUUAUUUCGUUAUCCUUCCUCAAUUGUCUAUAUUCAGUGUAUUGUAAAAAGACUAAAUGUAAUACGUCCAUGUGACCUAAGCAAACCAUGUACAAGAAAACAGUAAUAAACAAAUUUCUCUUAAGUACAUUAUUGUAAGAUUUCAUUGCAAAGCUAUAAUGUUGUUAUUCAAGACAUUUUAAAGAGGAAUUAGGUUUGUUUUUGAAGAUUGUUUUUGUACCUAGAUCUAUCUUUACAGGUGACAUCUAAAGUUGUGAUUGCAAAGUCUUUUGAAUUUGUCUUCCUUUCUAGUAUUUGUAACUAGAUAUUACUAUGCAUUAGAUUUCUUAAUGUUGGCCACAUUGAUGAAGUUUUGGGUUGAAACUUAUUUUAUGUGAGAUGAUACUGCAUAUAGAACAAAGUUUGAAAGUGAUUCUUUGUUCAAGCUGCCAAAUUUCAUGACAACAAUUUUUGGGAUUAUUUCAUAUUUGCUUUUUCAUUAUUACUGCUGCAUUAUUGAAGGGACUUCACCCCAUUCUAAUCACCAUAGCCACUGAAAAACAGCCCUUGGUUCAACAUUUACUCGUAUGAUGUGACAGAAUAAUGAUAAAAAUAAUAGUGCAUAACAUUACAAAAUAAAAAGAAGAAAUGGUAAAAUAUAUGAGGGUUUAUAUAGAUGCCUUGCAAAUUUUCAAACUUGGCUAUAGAAGGUAUACUUAAAUAAUAUAUAAAGGUUAUAAUGGUUAUUUAUGCUUUACCUUAUUAAGUUUGGGGAAUUUCAUAAUUUGUGUCAGACUUGCUUUAGUGAAGUUAUAUAAAAUAUGAUUUAUUUAGUUCAUUAAUUUUAAAAUAUUGUUCAGUUGCCUGAAAAACAAACUCAGAACUCUAAUUUAUUUAAUAUAGAUAUCUAUGUUAUGAAUUAAAAAACAAUUAUGAGAGAAUGAUGUGAAGAGGAAGGUUUUUAUGUGCUGGUAACAGUAACUUGUAUUUAAGAUCUGCUAUAUGGUAUAAAAAAUUUUUAAAAAUGUAAUGGAUAAUCAUGCAGCAUUUGCAUUAAUGAAUAAUGUAAAUUUAUGUUGUGACUUUAUCAUAUUACCUAAUUUAUAAUACAUAUGCAUAUUUUCAUUCAAAUUAAUAUUUUCUUUCAUGUGGUAAUCACUGCUGUUAGUCAUUUUAGUUUGUUUCCUCAGCUUAUAUUAUGUUGUUGUUUUUUUAGUUUAGUUUUUAUAUAUCUAAGCUUUUCCUGUAUAUGAUUUUAUUGAAGAUUAUAAUUUUAUGAUUAAAAGCAACUUGUCAGAUGAAUAUGAUCAAUUGGAUUUAUUUCAAUAACAUAUUUUUUUCUGGUGUUUUCCAUUAUAAUGGUAGAAAGUCUAACUGGCUGCAUAAAACAUAUUACUUACAUUAGGUAGAAGUUGUGUAAUUUUCUCUGUUACUUGCAAGUGUUGCUACAUUUGGCGAGCACAGAAAAUGAAAAUUGUUUGUAAUUCAAAAUACAGUAAUAAAAUUUGUAAAUUUGUUUAAGUUCAGUUGUGUAAUAGUUUAUAGUUUUGUAAACUUCAUAAAACAAUAAAUUUCAUUUAUGGAUUAUUUAUCAAUCUAAUCAUGUAGUUAUACAUCUUAUCUUACUGGAUGAAAGUGAUCAAAUCUCUUUAAGGUUCGGUAUGGCAAUGUUGUUUCUCUAUCCUUGUUGCAAAUACUAAAUUUUGGUGAAAUAUGAUUAGUUAUAUGGAGUCGUGAUACAUACUUGUUUGUCUUAAUACCUUUAGUUAAAUAGAAUUGUAGUAUUUUGUUAGUUUCCAGAGCCCCAGUGUGAAUAGUUGUUAAAGAAGCCUGUGUAAGAUUAAUUUUACUAUUUAUAAUAUUGCACACAUUUUGAUCUCCAAGGUUUGUAACUACCAAGUAAUUUGACCCAAAUUUGUCAUAUCAACAUCUUGUAGAAUCAAGACAUUCACAUUUGUGGUGAUAUCUUAAUGCUUUUUAAAAUUGUAAAAUGGCCUUUCAGUAUUUAUUGUUGUUAGAUAUGUGGAUUAACUGUUUUAGCAUAAUUGAAUGUUUGCAGAGAGGGUGAAUGUAAAUUAAGUGGAGGUGUCCAUAUAAGCUUCCUUCAUUAUAGUAACUGUUGGGACCACUUAAAUCACAAAAUUACUUUGUAUACAUCAUCUGCACUAUAUAUUAACCCAUAAUAUGAAUCACUUAAUGUGUUUAUUGUAUUAUGUACAUAGACGUUUAUAGGAUAUGUAAUCCAGCCAAACAGUUUAGGUAUGAUAAUGACUUGCAAGGAUUUUUUUUUUUUAUGCAUGUUAUCAAAAUACUUGCUAUUAGUGUAAGGAAUAGCUAAUGGUACAAAAUUGUUUGUAGACAAUGAAUGUUUGAAAGAGGUAGGGUAAAGUCAAUAAUAAACUGUCGUGUGUAUGUUGUACACCUUAUAUUUAUGUCUAAGGUUUAGACUGUAUUUAAGAUAGUGUUUAUGUCAGCUGCAUUUAUAUCUUAUCGAAUAACCAAUCUAGAAAAUCAUUGUCUUAAUUAACACAUCAGCAUUUGGCACUUAUAUUGAAAAUAUAUAAAAAUACGUUUUACAUUUAUUAUAGGUCAUGUUUCUCAGCAAUUAUAUAAAAGAAAAUUAAGAAAUACAUUUUCCCCUAGUUAUGAAAACAAGUACUGGCCAAAAUAAAAAGCUAAUUGCUAAUCUGCUUCUGUAAAGUUCUCCUGAAAAAACAUAGUACUAACAUUUAUGUAUUAUUGCUCCUUAAAAAACAAACUGGUAUAUCAAAUGUACUUUCUUGUUUGUUUGUUUUUUAACAAAUCUAUGUUUGCAUCCGGGACCGAAUAUUGUACCCGUUGAUAGUUGGGCGAGAGAAGUUUAAGGGGGAGGAUUUUCUCUCCAAAACAAACUAAGUUUUUCUUAAAUCCUGUGAUACAUAAAGAAGACAUACCACAAUAAUUUGAAUUUCGAGACUAUAUGUUUAUUAAAUGUAUAUUACAAUGUACUAUACAAGUGUAAAUAAUAAAAAUUCAUAGCACAAGUGCUGCUUUUUCAGUUUUUUCAAAUACAAACUUUUAGCUCAUAGCUCCGUUAUCUCUUGACCAAUAUGA